This is a messenger RNA of Coniosporium apollinis CBS 100218, 600 nucleotides long. RefSeq lists its product as uncharacterized. Gene Ontology annotation, molecular function: hexosyltransferase activity. Lineage: Eukaryota; Fungi; Ascomycota; Dothideomycetes. The transcript has 3 exons. The coding region runs from base 1 to 600 and encodes 199 amino acids. The record is from RefSeq and is a predicted model, not a curated record. Gene Ontology annotation, biological process: dolichol-linked oligosaccharide biosynthetic process. Gene Ontology annotation, cellular component: extrinsic component of endoplasmic reticulum membrane; UDP-N-acetylglucosamine transferase complex.
AUGGCCGAGAUCGGCCAACGGCCAAAGAAGCUGUGUUUCGUCACAAUUGGUGCGACGGCGUCGUUUGAUUCCCUAAUCUCAGCAUGCUUGGAGCCCCGGUUCCUCGAGGCGCUCGCCGGUGCGGGCUAUACGCAUCUGGUCAUUCAGUAUGGCAAGGAGGGGAAGAGCUUGUAUGACAGAGCUGUCUCUGAAUCUUUACGGACAAAAGAGCUAGAGAUUUCUGUCACCGGUUUUGACUUCAACCGCGAUGGACUUGGGCAGGAGAUGAGAGCUGCCAAGGGCGAGGCUCGAGGCGUCGAAGGCGUCGUAAUAAGUCAUGCCGGUUCCGGGUCUAUACUGGACGCGCUCCGUAUUGACGUGCCGCUUAUUGUGGUGCCCAACCCAAGCCUUCUAGAUAACCAUCAAGUUGAGUUAGCUGAGGCUCUCGAAGAGCAAGGCUACGUUGUUCAUGGCAGGCUAGAGGACCUCUCCGUUGCAAUUGCACAGUCAGAAGAAUUGCGAAAGCGUCACAAACAGUGGCCGCCAGUCAACAGCGGACAGCACCGGCGCGCGAGGGGCCUGGCAGGAGUUAUGGACGAAGAGAUGGGCUUCUUGGACUAG